AAGACAACAUGGGGGUGUCAAUAAACUUCACAUACUGGCUUUGCCUUGUGCAUCACCUUCGUUGUCAGAAAUGUCAUGCUCGUGCUUCGGCUCGUUUCCGCCGCUGCAGCUCACUGCGCAUCCUCGCGCUCAAUCAAAGUCAACGUUACUGGUGCCAGUGCUCAACGGCUAUCUCCUCAAUCACUUCCACCACCCACGGGGCUAUCGAUCACGUCGGGACUGACGCGCUACACCUCCCUCCCUUUGUUAUCGC
Molecule: messenger RNA, 253 nt
Organism: Mycena citricolor
Lineage: Eukaryota; Fungi; Basidiomycota; Agaricomycetes; Agaricales; Mycenaceae
Source: the annotation of a GenBank genome assembly